AGAGCAGGGUGUGGCCAGUGAUCCAGAUGGUCAGUCCCUGAAGGCCACCCUGUCCUGACUGGGGAGUUAAUCCCCACUCCCCACCAGGCAGGCUGGUCUGGUGGGCUGAGGGCGUGGAACACCGAGAGGCAACAGCCCAUCCGCCCGAGCUCCCAGUAGGCUGGGGAGGUGCUCCAGCUCCUGAGCUGUCAGGGCUCGCCGCCCCUCCCGACUUCACUUCCUCCCGCAGCCCCCGCAGCCUCGGAGGCUGCGGGAUCCCAGAGCCGGCAGCCAGCAGCCGCCACACCCUAGCUCAGCCGUGCGGGAGGUUCCAGCUGGACAGAGCAGCUUCCACACCUCAGGAUGACCUCACCCUCCAGCCCUCCGGCUUUCAGGCUGGAGACAUGCGAUGGAGGUGAAGAAGAUGGUGCUGAUAUGGACAAAGGAAAGCUGGGCCGCAGAGAUGGGCCACCCCCCAUGGAGUCACAUUUCCAGGAAGAGGAUCGGAACUUCUCCCCUCAGAUCAAAGUGAAUCUCAACUACCGCGGAAAGGGAGCAGGUGUCAGCCAGCCGGACCCAAACCGCUUUGACCGUGAUCGGCUCUUCAGCGUGGUUGCCAGGGGUGUCCCUGAGGAACUGGCUGGGCUACUAGAGUACCUUCGCCGCACCAGCAAGUAUCUUACCGACGACGUGUACACAGAGGGCUCCACAGGGAAGACGUGCCUGAUGAAGGCCGUGCUGAACCUUCGGGAUGGGGCCAAUGCCUGCAUCCUGCCGCUGCUGCAGAUCGACCAGGACUCUGGCAAUCCCAUGCCUCUGGUGAAUGCCCAGUGCACAGAUGAGUACUACCAAGGCCACAGUGCCCUGCACAUCGCCAUCGAGAAGAGGAGCCUGCAGUGUGUGGAGCUCCUGGUGGAGAAUGGUGCUGACGUGCAUGCCCGAGCCUGCGGCCACUUUUUUCAGAAGAAAAGCCAAGGGACUUGUUUCUAUUUUGGUGAGCUGCCCCUCUCUCUGGCUGCGUGCACCAUGCAAUGGGAUGUAGUGCGCUACCUCCUGAAGAACCAAAACCAGCCUGCCAGCCUGCAGGCCACUGACUCACUGGGCAACACGGUCCUGCAUGCCUUGGUGAUGAUCGCAGACAACUCGGCUGAGAAUAGUAAACUGGUGAUCCAGAUGUACGACAGCCUCCUCCAAGCUGGAGCCGACCUCUGCCCCACCGUGCAACUUGAGGACAUCUCCAACCUGCAGGGCCUCACGCCCCUGAAGCUGGCCGCCAAGGAGGGCAAAAUCGAGAUUUUCAGACACAUCCUGCAACGGGAGUUCUCGGGACAGUACCAGCCCCUUUCCCGCAAGUUCACCGAGUGGUGCUACGGGCCUGUGCGGGUGUCGCUGUACGACCUGGCCUCUGUGGACAGCUGGGAGGAGAACUCAGUGCUGGAGGUCAUCGCCUUUCAUUGCAGAAGCCCGCACCGACACCGAAUGGUGGUUUUGGAGCCGCUGAACAAACUGCUGCAGGCGAAAUGGGACUUGCUCAUCCCCAGAUUCUUCUUCAACUUCCUGUGUUACUUGAUCUACAUGUUCAUCUUCACCGCUAUUGCCUACCACCAGCCUGCCCUGGAGAAGGCCUUCCUCCCCAUGAAAGUGACAGCUGGAAACUCCAUGCUGUUGCUGGGCCAUAUCCUGAUCCUGUUUGGUGGCAUCUACCUCCUCAUGAGCCAGCUGUGGUACUUCUGGAGACGGCGUCUGUUCAUCUGGAUCUCGUUCAUGGACAGCUACUUUGAAAUCCUCUUUUUGGUCCAGGCCCUGCUCACAGUGCUGUCUCAGGUGCUGUGUUUCCUGGCCAUCGAGUGGUACCUGCCCCUGCUGGUGUCCUCACUGGUGCUGGGCUGGCUGAACCUGCUUUACUAUACACGUGGCUUCCAGCACACCGGCAUCUACAGCGUCAUGAUCCAGAAGGUCAUCCUGCGGGACCUGCUCCGCUUCCUUCUGGUCUACUUAGUCUUCCUCUUCGGCUUCGCUGUAGCCCUGGUGAGUCUGAGCCGUGAGGCCCGGGACCCUGGGGUCCCCACAAGCUCCAAUGCCACGGAGGCACUGCGGCUGCAGGCAGGACAGGAAGGUGAGGAGGACAGCUCGGCCCCAUACGGUGGCAUCCUGGACGCGUCCUUGGAGCUCUUUAAGUUCACCAUCGGCAUGGGCGAGCUGGCGUUCCAGGACCAGCUGCGCUUCCGCGGGGUGGUGCUGCUGCUGCUGCUGGCCUACGUGCUGCUCACCUACGUCCUGCUGCUCAACAUGCUUAUUGCCCUCAUGAGCGAGACUGUCAACAGCGUCUCCACUGACAGCUGGAGCAUCUGGAAGCUGCAGAAAGCCAUCUCUGUCCUGGAGAUGGAGAAUGGCUACUGGUGGUGCAAGAGGAAGAAGCAGCGGGCAGGUGUGAUGCUGAGAGUUGGCACCAGGCUGGACGGAAGCGCCGAUGAGCGUUGGUGCUUCAGGGUAGAGGAAGUGAACUGGGCUGCCUGGGAGAAGACGCUGCCUACGGUGUUUGAGGAGCCUUCAGGGCCAGGCAUCCCUGGCACCAUGAAGAACCCUGCCCAGCCCAGGGAGGACAGUGCCUUGGAGGAAGAUCAUCUGCCCCUCCGGCUUCUGGAGUCCCACUGAUGGCCCAGAUGCAGCAGGAGGCAGGCAGGACAGAAACAGGGAGUAUUUCCAGCCCUAUCUGAUGGCUCUGGCUCCAGGGAACGUUAGUGGCAAAUAUAAAUAAAUAUUUUCUCAUGACUGACUCUCCUGGAAACAUUAUUUGAACAAAGUUACCAUGCCCUUGGGCUGGUCAACAUCUGCAUGACUCUGUGGGCACAGCCUGUGUCUGGGCCUGGGCUGCUCCCGCUCUGGGCACAGGACAUCCUCACCUGCUGCCCCCAGCCUCAAGACUGUCGUCUUCCUGGGUGCAGGUAGCUGGCUGAGGUGCUGUGCCCGUUGUCAUGGCAGACAUGGUGGUGGACAUGGGCAAACACAACCACCUCUUCCACCUCCCCCACAGCCGCCAGACACCUCCAAGAUGUUUCUCCAAGCCUUUGAGCUCCUUGGCUUAGUUCAGACUCUGGAUUAUUGCCUUCUCUCCCCAUUGGGCUUCCUGCACAGUUUCCACCCCUGUAAGCCAUUCUCUGCAGGGCAGCCAGAGGGGCCUUCCUAAGAUACAAGAGAAGCAUGGUACGUCUGUGUUCUGAAGGCUUGAGAGGUGCCCCAGUGCUCACAGGAUGCACUAGCUGGCAUCCCCAGCCCUCUGCAGUUUUGCCCAAGCAUUUCCAGACACCUCUUCUCCCACACCCCUCCUGCCCCCCAUGUUGUGCUUGGCACUUUCAGUAAAUUCUUCAUGCAGGCUGAUGGACCUCCUGCAUGUCUGACCCCUUGACCUGGCUCUCGCUGGAAACCCCUUCUGCCAAUAAGAUCCUACAUUUAUUUCUAAGAUCAGCUCAAAAAAUGUCUCAUUAUAACUUUUCCUAUUUAUUCCAGUCAAAAUGAAUUGCUCUCCCUUAGGGUAAUGUGAGUUUAGAAAAUGUGUAUGCAUGGAUUGCAUUCUUUUUUUUUAAAGUGGGAAAGACCUGAGCAUGUUCAUAUGCUAAAAGGAAAGCAUUAGCAGGUUUCCACUGCUGGUGAGACAGGAGCACGGAUAGAGAAGCCUGGGUGAAUCAGAGGAGAAUGCUGGCUCGCUCCUUAGAGGUCAUUCUAAAGAGGAGGUGAGAGCUGUCAGAGCGCAAGGGUGGACAGACAGGCCCCGUGGAUAUUUUGGAAUAUUUGUGGGGAGAGAGCAGACUGGCAAUGUUUCUUACCCUGUUUCCCUGAAAAUAAGACCAGGUCUUUCAUUAAUUUUUCCUCCAAAAGACGCACUAGGGCUUAUGUUCUGGGGAUGUCAUCCUGAAAAAUCAUGCUAGGGCUUAUUUUCCGGUUAUAUCUUAUUUUCGGGGAAACACGGUAGAAUUAGGAGCAGCUACUGCCCAGCCAAGGCUCUGCAGGGUUUCCAAUACAUUAUCUCAUGUGAUUCUCAGAACAACCUUCUGUGGCGCCGGUAUCUCCUUUCCAGAUGAGCAACCGGAACCUCACAAAGAAUGAACAACUUGCUCAAGGUCACGCAGCGCAGCAAUCGCAGGGCCAGAACUUAAACACCCAGCAACCGCGGUCCAGCCCCUGCGCAGGCGCCCUGGCACCUCGCUGCGCGCCUGUGGCCCAGAAUUCCCGGGGCGAUGGAAGAGACCAUCAGCUGUACAGUAGGGGGAAACCUUGGGUGGCGUGAGCCUGUAUUGUUAAAUGGGGCGGAAGUUCCUGUGAGUCUCUGUCAGUAUCACCCUCCCUUCUGUGAAGAGUGGAAUGUUCCAACUCCUUAAGGGCCUGGGACACCGCAGAAGCAACCUUUUCAUUAAAGCUGUAAUGGAGGCCCGCCGCCCUCGCUGGAGCCUGAGGAACCCGAAGGCCGGGACCCCUUUCCCUGGGCUCGCCGUUAGGAGUGAGCAAACCCGAGAAAACGGGUCGCUGAAACCCCACCAGUUGAGUUGCGUGUAACUCCCAGAAUCUGCCCUAAAUGCACAUCCGUCUGACACUGCAGGUGGCAGACCCACUGCAGAGAAUCGAAGUCGGCAGCAUCCCACCCUGAGGUUGCAAGUUAGUGAGGGACCGGCAAGCAUUCAACAGCUGAGUAUUGGCGUGGGGAGCAUUGGCCUUCUGAGCGGUUCUGAGUGCUGAAGGAUAGUCAGUGCCGUUUCAGAGUUGGUGGUGGCAGCGGCUGCUCACCCUGAGAAAAGAGGCUAAUUUCCCAGAGAAUGGUCAGCUGUGCUGCCACAGGGGCAGAAUUUGAAGUCCCAAGUCACCAUCAACUUGGACUCUGAAAACCAAGGCUUCAAUUUUUGGUGUAGAAACAUGCUCACCUCGUGCUGAGUCUCAACAGGCCAUUCUUACCAACAUAGAGCUGAGAAAGGAACAUGGCAACCUUUUCUAGGACAGGCACUUCUGGUGUCAUUAAAUUCAUGAGCUUUCUAGUAUUAUCCCUUGCUCAAAAAGGAGCUCCUGUAUGUAAUGUACAUUUUAAUGUAUAAAUCUGUUAGAUUGGGCAAGGGUCUGAAUUCUUGAAGCUGGAAACAUUUCCAACUGAAAUUUCCAUGCAUUACCAUAAACUAACAUUGUAAUAAA
This is a messenger RNA of Rhinolophus ferrumequinum (greater horseshoe bat), 5154 nucleotides long. It is a transcript of the gene TRPV2, whose product is annotated as transient receptor potential cation channel subfamily V member 2. Gene Ontology annotation, biological process: calcium ion import across plasma membrane. Gene Ontology annotation, cellular component: membrane. The transcript has 20 exons. Bases 343 to 2634 code for a protein of 763 amino acids. Gene Ontology annotation, molecular function: protein binding; calcium channel activity. The record is from RefSeq and is a predicted model, not a curated record. NCBI's taxonomy places the organism in Eukaryota, Metazoa, Chordata, Mammalia, Chiroptera, Rhinolophidae.